AUGUCUCAGGACAGUGAGCUGUGGAGGAAAGAUUCGAGUCUGGGCGAUGAGCUGGCAGCUAUGAGGCAGCAGAAGCUGGAGCAGCAGCGGCGCCUGUUUGAGAAGAAGCAGCGGCGCAAGCGCCAGGAGCCACUGAUGGUCCAGGCCAAUCCCGACUCUUCCCUGCGGCCCCGGCGGCCCCGGCGGCGGGAGGAGAGCCGACCUGGGGAGAGCGGCCCCAGGAACCCUUUUCUCCUGGAGAACGUGCCGGAGGCGCAUCUGCGAGCUGGCACGCACGGCAUUCAGGGCAGCGUUAACUGUGGCGGUGACUGUGGCAGCGAACGCACCCCUCGACAAGCCUUAGGAGGAACUGACAGCUCGGACCCAGAACUGGAGGAGGUCUCGGUGGAGGACGGCUCGGUCUCCCCGUUUCCUGGCAAGGAGCUGCCUGGGACCCGACGCCGGGGAUGGCCGGCUCGGCAGCGGCCAGGGAGAGUGGACACUCUGCAGAAGCCCAGCCCUUCGAAGACCCCAGUACACAAAACAGAGGAAGUGACGGCGGCGGCCCCAGAUGAGAUGCGCGAAGGUGAGGAACCCUGGCGGUUGGCGGACUCAGACUGGGCAGAGCUGGAAAGCCCAGCAGAGUACCAGACCGCUGAGGAGGAACUGGGAGAGCCUAGCCUUGGCGGUAGCCAAGGAUCCCAGAACGACCUGAGCGAGAAGAGGAGGCCUAGGGAGCCGGGACCGUCACCGCCUCCGCCUCCGUUUCCCCCAGAGGAAGAGGAGGCGGCGGUGGCGGACAGUGAGGAGAGCACGAGUUACGAAGCUUCGUACUCGGGACUGGAACGCGGCUCGCAGAGAGGCCGAGACCACGGUGACUCCUUCUCCAGCAAGGAUGAGGAGGAGUACGAAGAUGAGGUGGAGGCAGGGACGACGACCAUGGCGCUGGAGUCCUCGGAAGAUAGCGGGGCCGGGGCUGGGGCAGGGGACGUGGAGAAAGCGCCGCACUCCCUACACUGCAGCCCUGGCCCGCAGCCUGGGGAGGACAUGGAAGCCUACGUGCUGCGACCCGCUCCUCGCAGCCGGACCGUGCAGUGCAGGAUCAAUCGAGACAAGCGGGGCGUGGACAAGGGCAUCUUCCCAUUCUACUAUCUCUACCUGGAGGCGCCCGACGGCAAGAAGCAUUUUCUCCUGGCUGGGCGCAAGAGGAAGAGGAGCAAGACUUCCAACUAUCUCAUUUCCCUGGACCCCACUGACCUGUCUCGAGAUGGGGACAACUUUGUGGGCAAAGUCAGGUCUAAUGUCCUGGGCACUAAAUUCACCAUCUUCGACAACGGGGUGAACCCAGAGCGGAAAACCAUCCUGCCGGAGUCUACCCGGAUCCGAGAAGAGCUGGGCACUGUGUUCUAUGUGAGGGCUAGUUUUUCAUGGGAGUGGGGGGGAAGAAGAGGGAAAACAUGGUGAUGGACAAAUCCUGGCCCUUUCUUGCAGGAGACCAACGUGCUGGGAUUCGGGGGACCACGAAAGAUGACAGUCAUCAUCCCAGGCAUUGAUCCCCAGAACCAAAGGCUCAAAGUCCAGCCCCAGAAUGAGCAGGAAUCCCUUCUGAACCGCCUCCACCAAGGGGCCAGUCAAGGCCUGGUCUUUCUACAAAACAAAGCCCCAUCCUGGAGCGAUGAGAGCCAUGCCUACGUCCUUAACUUCAACGGGCGGGUCACUAGGCCCUCGGUCAAAAACUUCCAGAUUGUGCACCCUGAUGAUUCUGACUACCUGGUGCUGCAGUUCGGUCGCAUAUCCCGGGACACCUUCACCAUGGAUUUUCGAUUCCCCCUCUGUCCCCUCCAGGCCUUCGCCAUCUGCCUGUCCAGCUUUGAUGGGAAGUUGGCGUGUGAGUGACGCCCGCACCCCUGGCCCACG
Messenger RNA from Trichosurus vulpecula (common brushtail), 1896 nucleotides. RefSeq names its product TUB like protein 2 (gene TULP2). Lineage: Eukaryota; Metazoa; Chordata; Mammalia; Diprotodontia; Phalangeridae. The transcript is spliced from 13 exons. The record is from RefSeq and is a predicted model, not a curated record. Gene Ontology annotation, biological process: protein localization to cilium. Gene Ontology annotation, cellular component: cilium.